AACUGGACUGAUGCUCAGAGUUACUGCAGGACAUAUUAUGAAGACUUGUCAACCAUCACAAGUCAAGAAGAACAAGACUUGCUAAAACAGCUGGCAGAAGGAAACAGUUUAGACAAGUGGAUCGGUCUGUAUAGGAACAAAUCCAACAUUAAUCAGUUUCUGUGGUCUGAUGGAAAUUUGUUUUCUUACUCAAAGUGGGAAACCGGUCAGCCCAAUAAUCUUUAUGGAUUUCAGUACUGUGUGUCCUUAAGGCACAACUGGUUUGACUAUGAGUGUUUUAAGUUGUAUACUUUUUUCUGCUACAAGACGGUCUUCAUUCUUGUUAAAGAGAAGAGGACAUGGGAGGAAGCGCUGCUGUACUGCAGGACUCACCACACUGAUCUGGCCAGCAUCACCACUGAGAGACAAUUAGAGCUGGCAAAAAGAGGCACAAGAGAAUCUCAGACAGAAAGUGUGUGGACAGGUCUGCGCUACCUGGUUGGGGAAUGGUUCUGGGUCAGCAACCAGCCUCUGGGGAUUCAGACUUCACUGCCAGAGUGCCCAACUCAGCCCUAUCAAUGUGGAGCCCGUAACACUAAAACUGACAAUUGGGAGAACAGAGACUGUGCUGAGAAGCUCAACUUCCUCUGCAACUGA
Molecule: messenger RNA, 636 nt
Organism: Sinocyclocheilus rhinocerous
Lineage: Eukaryota; Metazoa; Chordata; Actinopteri; Cypriniformes; Cyprinidae
Product: macrophage mannose receptor 1-like
Exons: 1
Source: RefSeq, a predicted model, not a curated record